Molecule: messenger RNA, 3556 nt
Organism: Manis javanica (Malayan pangolin)
Lineage: Eukaryota; Metazoa; Chordata; Mammalia; Pholidota; Manidae
Gene: RGMA
Product: repulsive guidance molecule BMP co-receptor a
Biological process (GO): BMP signaling pathway
Cellular component (GO): plasma membrane
Molecular function (GO): coreceptor activity
Source: RefSeq, a predicted model, not a curated record
GGGCCGGGCGAGGAGGGGGCUGGCCCGAGCCGCCCGCCGCGGCAGUCGUCUCCCGAGCGCGGCCCGCGCCGCCCGAGCCGCUCGGCUGGGAAGCCCUCGCCCUGCGCUGCCGGGCCGGCCCCUCCAGCGCCCGCAGGCAUGCAGCCUGGGAGCAGGCGGCGCGCCCCCGGCCGCUGCUGAGCCGGCCGGGACGGCGGGGACCUGCGCCUGCCGAGCCCCUUCCGCCCUGCCCGGGGGCCGACGAGCGGCGCCCCGGCAGCCCGUCUUCGCCCGCAGCCGUGCCAGCGCCCCCCACCCCCCGCGGGCCGCAGGGGCCCAUGCAGCCGCCAAGCCCCUGCCCUGGCAUCCUGAAGAACAGAUCACUCUCACAUGAACAUGGCCCUUUGGCAGCAGCUGAGAGCCUGGCUAAGCUACUACGUGGUGUUGCCCCCUCUGCAUCCAUCUUGUUUGGCCAAGGAAUGUGUGGGACCUCAACUUGACACCAGCCCCUCAUGCAAGUGUGUGCCCUAGAGAGCCACCACAGAGUCACAGCAAAUGGAGAGGCUGGUGGGAACAGGCCGAGCUGGAUGGAUGGGUAUGGGGAGAGGGGCCCCGCGCUCAGCCCUGGGAUUCUGGCCGACCCUCGCCGUCCUUUUCUGCAGCUUCCCCGCAGCCACCUCCCCGUGCAAGAUCCUCAAGUGCAACUCUGAGUUCUGGAGCGCCACUGCCGGCAGCCACUCCCUGGCCUCGGGCGACGCCCCCGAGUUCUGUGCAGCGCUGCGCACCUACGCCCUGUGCACCCGGCGCACCGCCCGCGCCUGCCGGGGCGACCUGGCCUACCACUCGGCCGCGCAUGGCAUAGAGGACCUCAUGAGCCAGCACAACUGCACCAAGGAUGGCCCCACGUCGCAGCCGCGCCUGCGCACACCCCCACCGCCCGGGGACAGCCAGGAGCGCUCCGACAGCCCCGAGGUCUGCCACUAUGAGAAGAGCUUCCACAGGCACUCGGCCGCCCCCAACUACACGCACUGCGGCCUCUUUGGGGACCCGCACCUCAGGACUUUCACAGACCGCUUCCAGACCUGCAAGGUGCAGGGCGCAUGGCCACUCAUCGACAACAAUUACCUGAACGUGCAGGUCACCAACACACCUGUGCUGCCCGGCUCACCUGCCACAGCCACCAGCAAGCUCACCAUCAUCUUUAAGAACUUCCAGGAGUGCGUAGACCAGAAGGUGUACCAGGCCGAGAUGGACGAGCUCCCGGCCGCCUUCGCCGACGGCUCCAAGAACGGCGGGGACAAGCACGGGGCCAACAGCCUCAAGAUCACCGAGAAGGUGUCAGGCCAGCACGUGGAGAUCCAGGCCAAGUACAUCGGCACCACCAUUGUGGUUCGCCAAGUGGGCCGCUACCUGACUUUCGCGGUCCGCAUGCCCGAGGAGGUGGUCAACGCCGUGGAGGACCAGGACAGCCAGGGCCUCUACCUCUGCCUGCGGGGCUGCCCCCUCAACCAGCAGAUCGACUUCCAGGCCUUCCGCGCCAGCCCCCAGGGCCCCCGGUGGCCAGUGGCUGCCAGCCCCACGCCCGCAGCCCCGGACACCUUCCCCUACGAGACGGCCGCAGCCAAGUGCAAGGAGAAGCUGCCCGUGGAGGAUCUCUACUACCAGGCCUGCGUCUUCGACCUGCUCACCACGGGGGAUGUGAACUUCACCCUGGCCGCCUAUUACGCCCUGGAGGACGUCAAGAUGCUCCACUCCGACAAGGACAGACUACAUCUGUACGAGAGGACGCGGGAGCUCCCGGACCGGGCGGCGGCUGCAGGGCGCCCCCCGGCCUCCCGGCCCCUCGUCGGCAGCCUCUUGGUCUUCGCCCUGCUCCCUGUGUUCCUGGAAGCCCUGGCCGCAUAGGCUGGCGCUGUCCCCCAGCUGUGGGCGACCGUGGAAGGGCUGGUGGCCCCGGGUGGCCCUGCACCUCGGCGGGGACCAGGAGCAGAGGCAGCCACUGGCCAGCGGGCCAUGGGACAGGUGCCCAGGAAGGACAGGUGCCGAGGAGCCACCUCGGGCUGUCUGCUGGCAGGGGCGGGGCUGCCAGGGGGCCCCCACCCUCCCGGGCCUGAAGCGGUUGUGGUGACGGGAGCUGUGACAUCUGUGACUGCAGAGCUACGUGCAAGGGUGCCGCUCCCCUCACCCACCCCGCAGUGUGAAUGUGCACAAAACAGAGCCCCUCAGGCUGGAGCCCCAUCCAGACACACUGGGAACGGGCCAAGGCCAGCCCCUCCCGCCCCUGCACUGCACUGGUCAGGCCCGCCGACUGCUGCCCGGGGGCCACCUGCGCCCGCCGCACGCGCACACACUCUUACACGAGCACACUCACACACUAAGCCACCGGGGCCGAGGCACCUGUGAGGCAGGACCCCCCGGCAGGGCCUCCUGGCGCCAUGGGCCUUAGGACCCCCCUGGGGUGCUGCUCAGCAUCCUUAACCAAUCGAUGUAACACUUCGGCCAAAAGAUUGUGCCUGCCUGGUGCCUUCCUGCCCUUGGGCUCCCUGUGGGCUGAAGGAGACCACCACGGGCAGCCUGGCCACUGCGGCCCAGCUCAACCCCGGUUACCAGGCUUCUGCCCAAGAGCCCUGAAGUCCAGGGGGCAUGUGUGCUGGCACGUGCUCUGAGCAACACCACUUGUGGGCUUGGAGGCCCUCCUCUGGCCCCACACUGUCCCCCAUUCCCCACUGUGCUUAGCAAGUCCAGCCCUUGUUUCUAAAUGUCUGAACAGAGAACUGCCGCUGGUCUCUGUUCCUUCCUCCAGCAGAGAGCAAGAACCCCGGGCUGCGGAGGGGGGCAGGAGCCCGCGGGAUAGGGCCAGCUGGCCUGGUCUCAUCCUCUGCCCUCUCCUCACCUGUUGCCCCAAGCCCCCCUCCUCACGCUGGCCACUGGGGCUGCAUUCUGGGGCGGGGCGGGGCCCAGCAGGCCCCUCAGCCCUGAGCGUUCCUGGAGGGCCUCCCCACUCCGGGCCCCUCCCUUAGGCCCUGGCCACACAGUCAGGAGAGGUUUAGCUCCUGCCUCCUGUCAGCCCAGCUGCCCAGCCAAGGAGAGCUGCACCCACCCGCCUCUGCUGCUGAUCCAGAGAACCCUAGGGACACAUGGGACGGGGCUCUGCCCCCAGAGGUGCAGCUGGGCCCCGAGGGUCAGCCUCCCUCAGCACCCCAUGGUCCCGCCUGCCCCCGGCCUCCAAGGCAGCCCCUCUGCUGUUCCCCGGGGACCUCUCAUACACUGGCCCGGGAGGCUCCCUGCCUCCCCCUCCAAGAGGUCUCCCUCUCUGCCAAACCGCGGGCAGGAGGCUGGGAGGGUCUCACCCGGCCCCUCCCUGCUGGUUUUUAGAUGGUCCCUAUGUUGGAAGUAAAAAGUGAAGCACUUUAUUUUGGUUGUUUGAUGGCGUUCUGCUUGGACGUGGGGACCCCUCACUGUGUCCUCGUGUCUGCGACCUGUGUGGAGCGUCACCGCGUGUACAUACUGUAAAUUAUUUAUUAAUGGCUAAAUUCAAGUAAAGUUUGGGGUUUUUUGUUUGUUACUUUCUCUCGGA